This is a messenger RNA of Callorhinchus milii (elephant shark), 4676 nucleotides long. It is a transcript of the gene hnrnpua, whose product is annotated as heterogeneous nuclear ribonucleoprotein Ua. Gene Ontology annotation, molecular function: poly(G) binding; snRNA binding; pre-mRNA binding. The transcript is spliced from 14 exons. The record is from RefSeq and is a predicted model, not a curated record. The coding region runs from base 259 to 3003 and encodes 914 amino acids. Gene Ontology annotation, biological process: regulation of mitotic spindle assembly; regulation of alternative mRNA splicing, via spliceosome; negative regulation of transcription by RNA polymerase II. Gene Ontology annotation, cellular component: mitotic spindle microtubule; catalytic step 2 spliceosome; telomerase holoenzyme complex. NCBI's taxonomy places the organism in Eukaryota, Metazoa, Chordata, Chondrichthyes, Chimaeriformes, Callorhinchidae.
UGUGUGGGCUGCUGCGCCUGCGCGGUGAGUCGAGGCAGAGAGAGAGAGAGAGAGAGGAGGCAGCUGCGGCGCCGAGAGCGGAGCCCAGGACACACACACACACUCGCACAGACACGAGCAGCGCACACAGUACAGGCCCGAGAGACGCGAGCUGAGGAGACUCGCAGCCCCGAGCCACGUACACACAUAAUAUAUAUACACACACAUACAUACAGACAUAGAGAGAGAGGGAGAGAGCGAGAAAAGCCACGACCGACCAUGAGCGACGUGAACGUGAAGAAGCUGAAAGUGUCUGAGCUGAAGGAGGAGCUGAAAAAGCGCGGCCUGGGCGUGCAGGGCCUCAAGGCCGAGCUGCAGGAGAGGCUGCAGGCCGCCCUGGACAAGGAGUCCGCCGACCACGAAGCCAUCAUCCUGGAGGAGGACGAGGCGGGCGGCGGCGGCGGCGGGGGGGCGGGCGAGCACCGCGAGCUGAGCCCCCUCUCGGCUGGUCAGAACGGCAACGAGGAGGCGGUGGGGGAGUUGGGCCUGGAGGAGCUGCCCGACACGCUGCUCGAUGAUGAGGAGGACGAAGACGAUGAGGAGGAGGAGGAGGAAGACGAUGAGGAGGAGGAGGAGGAAGAAGAGGAAGAGGAGCAGGUGGUGGGAGACAAUGCCGAGCCCCAGCCGCUGUGCCUCAACACAAAGGGACUGAACGGCGACAAGCCGCAGGGGCAGCCCCCGGCCCCCGCCUCGAAGCAGCAGGAGGAGGAGGCGGCGAAGAAGCCGGAGCCGCAGGCCGAGGCCUCGGCGGCAGCGGGUGGUGUGGCGGUUCCCGCCCAGGCCUCCCCGGAGAAGCCCAACGAGGCCAAGAAAGUAGCGCCGGGCCUCGCGGCCGCCGCGGCUGGAGGUGCAAGCGGCCCGGCCGAGGCCGAGGAGGAGGCGGAGGAGGAGGAGGAGAAGAACGGGGCGGCCGCGCAGCCGCAGCCCCCCGAGGAGCAGAUGGAGGUGGGGGGGACUGAGCUGAAGCCGGAGCCGCGGCCGCACAAACUCCAGCAGCAGCAGCAGCAGCAGCAGAAGAAGAAGAAAGAUGGGCAGACGGAGAAAGGUCCGGAGCGCGCGUCUCCCGCCCGGCCUCAGGCCUCAGGAGAAGGGAGCAAGGCUGCGCAGUCAACUGAUCAAAGCAAAGAGCAAAAUCGCAAAGGUGUAAAGAGACCCCAUGAGGACCAUGGACGUGGCUAUUAUGAAUAUAUUGAAGAAAACAAGUAUCGACGGGCUAAAUCUCCCCAGCCACCUGUGGAAGAAGAAGAAGAAGAUUUUGAUGAUACUGUAGUUGCCCUGGAUACUUACAACUGUGAUUUGCACUUUAAAAUAAACCGAAAUCGAUUUGGCGCCAUGCCUCUAACCAUGGAAGGAUUUGCCUACCUUUGGGCAGGAGGAAGAGCUUCCUAUGGAGUUACCAUGGGCAAAGUGUGCUUUGAAAUGAAGGUAAUUGAGAAGAUACCAGUUAAGCAUUUACCACCUGAUCAGACAGAUCCGCAUGAAGUGAGAGUUGGCUGGUCCUUCGCUUCCUCCAGCAUGCUACUUGGUGAAAAAGAAUUUUCCUUUGGGUACUCUGGGACAGGGACAAAAUCUUCAAAUUGCAAGUCUGAAGAGUAUGGUGAAAAGUUUGGAGAAAAUGAUGUGAUCGGCUGCUUUUUUACCUUUGGUGAUGAAGUGGAACUUUCCUACUCCAAGAAUGGUCAGGAUCUGGGAGUCGCAUUCAAAAUCAGCAAAGAUGAUCUUGCGGGUAGAGCUUUAUUUCCACAUGUUCUGUGUCAUAACUGUGCAGUGGAGUUUAACUUUGGGCAGGAAGAGACUCCCUUCCUUCCUACACCUGAAGGCUUCACCUUCCUCCAGCAGGUCCCAUUGGAGGAACGUGUACGGGGGCCAAAGGGCCCUACAACCAAAGGAGAAUGUGAAGUUUUGAUGAUGGUUGGCUUGCCUGGAGCUGGUAAAUCAGUCUGGGCUUCAAAGCAUGCUGCAGAACACCCAGGAAAAUAUAACAUUUUGGGGACAAACAACAUCAUGGAUAUCAUGAAGGUGUUGAGCUUCAAGCGUCAGAAAACUGAUGGUGGUAAACUGACUACACUGAUUCAGCAGGCCACACAGUGCUUGAGCAAGUUUAUUGAGAUCGCUGCUCGUAAGAAACGCAACUACAUUCUUGAUCAGACAAACGUGUGUGCCGCAGCUCAGAGAAGGAAGAUGUGCCUGUUCGCAGGUUUUCAGCGUAAAGCAGUUGUCAUUUGCCCCUCCGAUGAAGAAUAUAAGGAACGUUCGAAGAAAAAAGCUGAAGAAGAGGGCAAGGAUGUUCCAGAGCAUGCUGUUCUGAAAAUGAAAGGUAUCUUUGCACUGCCAGAGGCUGGUGAUUUCCUUACUGAUGUAAGCUAUGUGGAGCUGCAGAAGGAAGAUGCUGAGAAACUGCUUGAAAAAUAUAAGGAGGAAAGUAAAGCAGCCCUGCCACCUGAGAAACGUCCCAAUACUAAUGCUGGCAAACGAGGCCAAAAUCGGGGCCGAGGUGGCCAACGAGGUGGAAUGAACCAGUUUAAUAGAGGUGGUCAGAGAGGACGUGGUGGAUAUCAGAAUCGUGGCAACUUCCGUGGAGGCGCAAACCGUGGACAGUAUAACAACCGAAGAGGGGGAAAUAACAUGAUUCGCGGCUUUGUUCAUAAUCAAAGCUUCAGCCCAAGAGGAGGCUACAAUAGAGGUGGCUUUAUCGAAAGGAGUACUUACAGGGAGAGGGGUGCUUACAACAACAGAGGUGCACCGAACAACCACAGGGGUUCAGGCAGUCAAAGAGGAGCCUAUGUACAGAAUUUCAGGGGCAGGGGAAAUAAUCGUGGCUAUAACCAAGGCUACAGAAAUGAAAACUUCAACCAAGGUCAGGGCUACAAACAAAACUGGAACCGUCACCACCAAGUGCAGCGACCUCAACAGUUCUGGAGUCAGAAGCCAUGGAACCAGCAGUUCAGCAAAGACUACUACUAAUGUCUGCACUGAGUGAGCCAGCGUUGGUCUCGCAGUGCCCGCAACUUCAACCAAGAGAUGUCAACUUUUUUAAUCUUGAUUUUUAAACAUUCCAAAACAAAGUGCCUGCAGGUCGUAUUUGGAAGCUUUAUCAGUUAAUUGAUUUUUAAGUGUCUUUUAUUUUUUUACAUUAUAAUUGUAAUGUUAAGGUGGAAUGUGAUGAACCUCCCAAUUUCUAGAGGAUGAAAACAUUUUCAGUUUCUACACUUUUGUUUUCUGUAAAAUUUUAUCAAUAAGCCCCAUGAACUUGUGCUUUGUCUCUCUUGCUCAUGCUGUCUGAUUUCAGUCAGUUUAUUGUGCUUUUUAUAGAACUGCAGCAUGUGCAUUCCUUAUGCUGCUAACUUUAGCUCAUUAGAAAGAUAUCUUGUUUACUGUUGGUAGGUGUUUUUUUCCCCUUCUCUCCCUUUCCCAAAUUGUAUUCCCUUCUCUCCUGAAGAUGGUGACUCCUGCUGGAAAUUUUGCACGUGGAUAGGAUUGGGCUUAGCUAUGAUUUUCCCCACCUAACUCCCCAAUGGUUAUAUAACUUGCGAAUAAAUAAUUCUUGCAUUUGGUAUAGCGCCUUAUCACGUCUUCUAGACGUCUCAAAGCGCUUCACAGAUUAUACUGUAAAGUGGAUUGACUGCAUAUUUUGUGGGCGAUACUCACUGUCCAGCACUUGGAGGAAUAGCCAGUUAUGAAGAAUUCCUAUUGCUGUAGAAUCAAACCCACGUAUGAGUAACCAUGUUCAGCAGGGGAGGGGGAGGAUAAAGAAAGUAAGGGCAAACUGCCAGGGAGCACAAACUGAAUAAUGGAUGCUUGGAAGGCAGUUUUAAUAUUAGACAAUCUUGUGAUAUUUUCAACAGUGAGUGAAGCAACACGUUUAUUAAAACCAGCAGAGAGCUGAUUAGAUGUGUGGCCCUUUUCUUUCCACCUCCCCUCACCCUCCCAUUCUUCGCCAAGCAAUCUUGUUCAUAUAUUAUAAAUACUUAAUGUGUUUAUAUUAUAAAUACUGAAUGUGUUCAAAUUUUAAACUGUGGUUACUCACUGUUGCUGCAAAGUUGUGAUGUAGCACAGUUAAUAGGCUGGGGAGUUGCAUAAUGAAAAUGCCAUUGUGAUAUUAACUCACCAUCAUGUGAUUGGUGAAGGGGUGUAGAAGUAGACUAGUGGAGAAUUGUGCAUUCAGCUUGUGUUAUACUGUAGUCUCUCCUCUUGAGUUUUACAUGUUUGAAUACCUACAGUUGAGACAGAAUGUUAACCCUGGUGAGUUCAGUAAUAUUACUGCAACCAUUUCAAAAUGUAAUUGGUUACAUUCCAGGAAAUACCAUGAAUUGAAAGAUGAUCUUUAGCUUUAUACACUUCCAUUGCUUGUUUAGAAAUUUACCGUAGAUGACUCGUGCAGAUUUAUUAAGUUGGAUUGAAGGCCCUCUGAUUGAAAUUUACUUAGAUUAAUUUUCAAAGAGGAUUAUUUGUUUUAAAGUUGGGGACAAGGCUGGUGACCUGAUCUGCUGGAUCAGUUUCCUUUUGGGGUGACCCUGAUGGUUACUUUUCAGAAUUUGUGUCAGUCAUGGAAAGUAUCUGAUGUGUUUUUUUAAAAAUCUAUUUCAAGUACAGUGUUGCUUUCAUAUUAAUAAAUACUUGUCUUUUGAGAAAAUAAA